Messenger RNA from Arabis nemorensis, 1191 nucleotides. The record is from the annotation of a GenBank genome assembly. Lineage: Eukaryota; Viridiplantae; Streptophyta; Magnoliopsida; Brassicales; Brassicaceae.
AUGUCUCUGAUCCGCCGCGUGAUCCUUGGUCGGCGGUUCUGCACCGCCGUGCCAAGAAGAGCGGAGGACGUAAUGUCAAACCCAGAUUGUCGUCCUUUUCAGCUAAGCUUGAGAGUGAUGUACCUCUCCUCCGUCGACAACUUAGACACGGCGGCGAAGUACGCUCGUUUGGCCGUCUUCAGCAGAAUCAAAGCAGAGGACACGGAGGCAGCAGAGGACACGGAGGUUACAUGUCAAUCCAUAAUCAAAAGUAUGGUAUGGCAUAAAAGGCACAAGGAGGCCUACGAUCUCUACGAUUUCUUCUUCAACCAGCAUAAACUCAAACCCAAUCGCCGCAGCUGCAACUCCAUCCUCGAGUCUCGUAUCCAACAAGGUCUUGUCGACGAAGCUCUUGAUUUCCACCGAUCCAUCAAACCCGGCAUGGCCCGUUAUUACCCAAGCGAAGAUACUUUCAGGGUCUUGAACAAAGGAUUAGUCAACUCCGGUCGGUUGGACCAAGCCGAAACCUUGCUUAAAGGCGGGAAAGCAGUGGAUAGGGGCAUCUACCCUGAUCACGUGGCUUUCAGCAAUCUGAUUAGAGGGUUUUUGGAUCUUGGGAAUUUAGACAAGGCGACUCUAGUCUUGGAAGAUUUCAAAAAGGUUUGUUCUCGUAUUGACCCUUCAAGUUAUUAUCCAUAUCAUCCUCCUUUCCAUGGGGAAUUCGAAAACAGAGUCGCCUUCCUGAUGGCGGCGUUCGUGGAGUACUGGUUCAAGCAAGGCAAAGAGAUGGAAGCUAUGGAGUGUUACAACCAGUCUUUGUUCGCAAACAAGUUCCCGGUUCUGGCAUACACCGGUGACGCCUUCUUGGAAGUCCUGCUCAAAUACGGUAAAAAAAAACAUGCUUGGGACUUGUACCAUGGCAUGUUAACUGCGACACAUAAGAGAUGCUUUGGCUAUUCUACGGUUAAGACUAUGGUGAACGAGUGUUUUGAUAUGGGUCGGUGUAGCGAGGCAGUCGAGACCUACAACAAGGCGAAAGAGAAGAAGAGGUUCGUAAGGGGCAGCUACGUUAUCACAAGGUGCUGCGAGAUGGGGCUGUUGUCGGAAGCAGAGUCUCUCAUUGCUGCUGAUGGUUUCGAAUAUAUUGAGGGUACCACUUUCAAGACAAUGAUGGAUGCUUAUGUAAGGCCGGGAGAAUCGAUGAUGCUUUAA